AUGUCGGUUAAACCAGAAUAUGAUCACCGAGAGUCCGAUGAGCUUUUGCUCAAGCGGGACCAUUACAUCGACCAGAUGAAUCGAUCCCGGCGCUGGGCCUGUCUGCGACCGCUCAUCUACGUUGGGGUGGUGGUGGUGGUUGGGUUCGUCGAGAUCAUCGUGUUUUUGGUAUACUUGGUCGAGACGAGUAGGCAGCCGCCCCUGCGCGAUCUGAACGGGUUGGUUCCGGAUUUCCCCACGCAUCAAGUUCUCUUCCGACUCGACCCCAUGGCCGUAUCGGACCAUCGAACUGAGAGCUCCAAAUCGGCCACGAAGGAGAAUUGGCUUUCGUACAUGCCGCGGGGCAAUGGGUUCAUCGCGGUGAACCACACGGAACAACUGGAAUACGUCCUGUCCCCGCCGAUCGAGAAGUUCGGCAAGAACCUGUACGCGGUGGCGGUCUUCCACCAGAUGCAUUGCCUAGUACGUGAGAGCAGUCUGUCACUCUCGACCCCUACCCUUCGUCCCAAUAUCCUCUUUUAUUUUGUGAUCGAGCGCCACUGA
Molecule: messenger RNA, 543 nt
Organism: Aspergillus fijiensis CBS 313.89
Lineage: Eukaryota; Fungi; Ascomycota; Eurotiomycetes; Eurotiales; Aspergillaceae
Exons: 3
Coding region: 1-543 (180 amino acids)
Biological process (GO): mycotoxin biosynthetic process
Source: RefSeq, a predicted model, not a curated record